Molecule: messenger RNA, 783 nt
Organism: Dioszegia hungarica
Lineage: Eukaryota; Fungi; Basidiomycota; Tremellomycetes; Tremellales; Bulleribasidiaceae
Product: cytoplasm protein
Exons: 5
Coding region: 1-783 (260 amino acids)
Cellular component (GO): cytoplasm
Molecular function (GO): methylthioribulose 1-phosphate dehydratase activity; metal ion binding
Source: RefSeq, a predicted model, not a curated record
AUGGCCUCCUCUUCUUCGAACGUGGCUUCUGCACCAGCUUCUGAGCCGGUCCGAGCUCAGCUCCAGGGCGCCGAGGCAGAUGCCUUGAUCACGAGCACUGAUCCGGAACAUCCCGCCAACCUCAUCUGCGAGCUCUGCCGCGACUUUUACACCCUGGGCUGGGUGACUGGCACUGGUGGAGGUAUCUCCAUCCGGCAUGGCAAGCAUGUCUAUCUUGCCCCGUCAGGCGUCCAGAAAGAACGGAUCAAGCCAGAGCACAUCUUCGUUCUGCCCUUCGCGCAGUCGUCUGUCCCAAAGCCAGGGUCUCAGCGGGAUUUCUUGCGCAUACCGACCAGAGUUGGCCUGAAAGAAUCGGCCUGCACUCCCCUCUUCUGGAACGCCUUCACCCUCCGUUCCGCUGGCGCCUGUAUCCACACCCACUCGCAACACGCCGUCCUCCUCACUUUGCUCCUGGGCAAGUCGGCCAAGUCCUUCCGAAUCAGCCACCAGGAGAUGAUCAAGGGAGUCCGGCUCGGCGGGAGCGGCAAGACCCUGCGUUUCUUCGACACGCUCGAAGUACCCAUCAUCGAGAACACGGCAGAUGAGGAGGAUCUGACGGAGGGGAUGGCGAAGGCGAUGGAAGAGUACCCGAACGCGGCUGCCAUUCUCGUCAGGAGACACGGAGUGUAUAUCUGGGGCAACACAUGGGAACAGGCAAAGAUACAGGCCGAGUGCCUCGACUACCUGUUCGAGAUGGGUUGUAAGAUGAUCCAGGCGGGUCUGCCACUGGUUGGGGAUGACUAA